AUGAGAACCGCACUCUUAUUUUGCUGCACAAUCACAAUUGUUCAAACACGUCUUAAAAACUCAGCUAAAGACCUCGAGGGUCAGCUGUAUGAGGAUCUGCUUUUUGAUUAUAAUAAAAUUCCACGACCCGUAAAAAACAGCUCUGAUAUUUUGACCGUUGAUGUCGGAGCCUCCCUUAUUCGAAUAAUCGAUGUGGAUGAGAAGAAUCAGUUAACAUGGGAUCCGAAAAAGUAUGGAGGACUGCGUACGUUACAUAUCCCUAGUGACUUGAUCUGGACACCUGAUCUGGUGCUAUACAACAACGCGGCAGGUGACCCCGAUAUCACAAUUCUUACUGACGCCCUUGUUACUCAUGAGGGCCAUGUCUUCUGGCAGCCUCCGGCUAUUUACAAGUCUUUCUGUCCAGUAAGUCAUGCUACUAUGUAC
This is a messenger RNA of Strongylus vulgaris, 426 nucleotides long. The record is from the annotation of a GenBank genome assembly. Lineage: Eukaryota; Metazoa; Nematoda; Chromadorea; Rhabditida; Strongylidae.